Rotaria sp. Silwood1 is the source of this 1437-nucleotide messenger RNA. Lineage: Eukaryota; Metazoa; Rotifera; Eurotatoria; Philodinida; Philodinidae. The record is from the annotation of a GenBank genome assembly.
AUGAAUCAUCUACCCGCUGCUUCACUCUUGGAUAUAUUUGGCGAAAUCGAUUAUUCUUUACCCAAUCCUCAUGGUUCUUCAUCUCAAAAUUUGCAUCGGAUUUUACCUGGCACAUCAGCAUUUGAUACAUCUCAACAACCUCAUUCUCCACAAAAUUUAUAUUGGCGUUAUUAUUCUAUUGAUUUACUUCAUAAUAAUCUUAAUAUGAUGCCAUCAUUUACAAAUAACGAUACAACAUUUAUUAAUGCAAAUCUUUCAACAAAUAUUUCCUUAAACUCCCGAGAGAAAUUAUCUUCAGAUGAUGAAGCACCUGAUCAUCUUCUUUAUCUUAUUAUUCCACUGUAUUCACUUGUUUUUGUUACUGGAACCAUUGGUAAUAUUUUAGUUAUAUUAACUGUUGUCACAGUUAAACAAAUGCGUAGUACAACAAAUGCACUUAUUUUACAUCUUGCUAUUGCAAAUUUAUCAUUUAUACUUAUGUGUAUACCACAUACAAUAUAUGUAUAUGUUGUUCAUUCAUAUGAUUUUCCAAGGCUUUUAUGUAAACUAGCCAAUACAUUAAUGUAUUUAAGUGCAUAUGUUAGUAUAUAUAUUCUUGUUUUAAUGUCAAUUGAUCGAUUUCUCGGUGUUGUUUUCGCUGUUAAAUCAACGAAAUAUCGCACUGAACGUAAUGCACAUUUGGCAGUUGUAGUCGUUUGGCUAGUUGGGAUUAUAUUUGCUUCGCCUAAUAUGAUCUAUUAUGAUGUAUUACUUGUUGAUUCAACAGGCGACGUUUGGGUAUGUUUAUUUCGUGGUGAUAGUCCAUUUUUAAAUACGGCCAGACGUCUAACAGCUUAUUGUUUUGUUUUAUUUGGUUUAAUUAUUCCCUUAAUAAUCAUUGCUAUUCUUUAUGGUCUUAUUAUAAAAGUUUUACGUCAAAAUUCAAAUGGUAAACAAGUAGCAAAAGGUAAAAAACGUGUAACAAAAAUGAUUUCAGCUGUUAUAUCAUCAUUUGUUAUAUGUUGGACACCAAUGCAAAUAUAUUUAUUAUAUACACAUCAUAAUCAAGUAACAGUAUUAUUUGCUAUUGUUUCUCAAAGUCUUGUCUAUAUAUCAGCAUGUGUUAAUCCAAUAUUAUAUGCUUUUUUAUCUGAACCAUUUCGUAAAACAUUUCAACAAUUUUUAACAUGUUCAAAAUUAAUAUCAAAUCAUUUUUUUUCACAUCAUGAAACUGAAACACAUACAACACUUACAGGUUCAUCCUAUCGUGUUAUACAAAGUCAAUCAAUAACAAAAACUUCACCAUUGAUGUUAAAUAAGGAUGUUAAAACAAAAAAAAAACUAAUAAAUAAUCAUCAUUAUAAAAUGAAUGAUUUAAAUCCUCAAACAAUAACACCAACAAAAACAUCUGAACCUAUUAAAUAUAAUCGAUUAUCAAAUACAAAUACUUCUACGUAG